Molecule: messenger RNA, 1017 nt
Organism: Penicillium pulvis
Lineage: Eukaryota; Fungi; Ascomycota; Eurotiomycetes; Eurotiales; Aspergillaceae
Product: thioesterase family protein
Exons: 2
Coding region: 1-1017 (338 amino acids)
Source: RefSeq, a predicted model, not a curated record
AUGCCUCUCAACGCCGCCUUCGAAGAUGCAAUCCGCGUCACCCCAGAAGACGCCAAUAAGUAUAGCGCCAACCUCCGCCCAGAAUGGUGCAUUGGAACUGUACCCCACGGCGGCUACACAUCAGCAGUCCUAUACAAACUAGCCUUAACACACUUCGAGCACGCCCACCCAAAGCAAUACUCCAGCCCCGCCUCACCAAUUUCCCUCCAAUUCUCCUUCAUCCGCCGCACAGCAGCCGGCCCCGCAACCCUAGAAGUUGAAGACGUAAAGCUCGGCGCCCGCACAAGCACAAUUCACAUAAAACUCCUCCAACCCUCCGAGAAACAACCCUCCAAACUUGAGACCAAAGUCGUCGGCUACAUAACCGUCAGUCCCCCAGACGCGGAGGUCGGAAUCACCGUCCCAACAGGCUGGAAAGCACACCCAGAACCAGUCCCAGGCUCACUCCCUGAUGGGCGGAUAAACUUUACCCAGCUUGCUGAAACAGGCAAAGAUGGCGCAUGGGUGAAGUCCGCACCUCCAUUCCCUGAAUUCCGGCGCGCAGCGACCCAGCUUGAGCUGUACGGGCCCGGGAAGGGCGAGACACAGCAGCAGCGGACUGGGUCUAUGGCUAUUGACCAGUGGGCGCGGUUCAGGCCUUGCGGCGACCAGAACGGGAAGUGGACAGAUGCGGCUGUUGUUUAUUUGCUUGAUAUGUUUCCUAUGGCGCUUGAUGGGUUUGAUAGUGUUUCUGCCAAUGCGGUUGCAAAAGAAAAGGGUGAGAGUGUUGAUGAUGUAAAGGCUAAAUUUUGGUAUCCGACUGUGACGUUGAAUAUUGAUAUGAAGAAGCAUUUGCCUGCUGGUGGAGUUGAGUGGCUUUAUAGUCGGAUUGUGACUAAGGUUGUUAGAGAUGGACGGACUGAUUUGGAUGUUACUGUUCUAGAUCAGGAUGGGGAGGUUGUUGCGUUAGGUACGCAGGUUGGAUUGGUGGUUAGUGCUAGUCGGAAUGUGGGGACGAGGAAGAUGGAGAAGUUGUAG